GCAAAGGGAGUUGUGGGAGACAUGAUUGGCCUCCAAUUUCACAGUCACGUGGAUCGAGCGUUAGAAAUUUGGCAAAAUCCAUAUCUUACAGGGUCUUAUUUGUAAAAACAAUUCUUUAAUUAAUCGAAGAUGAAGGAAAACCCCUAACCCCCAUCUUUCCAUCUCGCCAAACCCUAGCCAUUUCCAUCGGGGGAGAAGAUGCUGCGAAACCCUAGUUCCUCCUCGAGCCUGAUCGCCUCCCUCAAAACCCUGAUCCCGUCCUCCAGCCACCAGCUCCUUCAGCGCUCUCCGGUGAGCGGCACUGCCAAGGGCAAGGGCAAGCUCAAGUCCGGCCAGCCCCUGAAGCGCUCCACCGUCCGCAGGAAGCAGCCUGGCGGCGGCGACUCCUCCCCUUCCCGUGGAGGCGGCCGCGCGCGGAACGAGGCCAUCGAGCGCCUCAACCGCAUGGUCGACUCCUGCCUCAACGCCCCCACCCCGGUCCGCCACCUCACCGCCAAGGAGCGCGCCCGCGAGGCCGAGCGCGAGAGGCUCGGCCUCAUCUCCAAAGAGCGCCAGCGCGAGAUCGACCAGCAGAAGGCGCGCGCUAAGGGCCGCAGCGCCGCCCCCGAGGAGGAGCCCAUCAUCAUGGGGACCCCAGGGCUGGAUCUCAUCACCCUGGGCCUCGUCGACAAGGAGACCAUCCCAAAGUACGAGCUUACGGUGGAGGAUGGUCGCCGGCUCGCCAAGGAAUACAGCCGGGUGCUGAUGCGGAAGCACCGGGCCCGGCAGGCGGCGGAGACGACGCUCCUCCGGCUCAAGAAGGAGGCCAUCGCCGCCCUGCCGGACCACCUCCGGGAGGCGGCGCUGGUCCCGGACUUCACGCCCUUCCCGGCGAACCGGUACAUGGCCACGCUAACGCCGCCGAUUGAGGGCUACAUCGAGAAGGUCAGGGAGGCUGCCAAGAAGUACACUGUGAAGGAGAAGCUACGGUGAAGAAACGAGUUCUUCUUUUUCUCGAAACAAACGAGGUUUCUUGAGCUCAGAGAUUAUGGAUUUCUUUUUAAUAUUUGAUCUCUGAUGAAUGGUUGGAGUUCCUUAAUCUAUUCUCUUGCAUUCUGAUGUUUUAGUUGAAGGAUUUUGAAGCACGAUGCUGCAUAAAUCUCGAAAUGGGUUCUCUUUUGGAAUUUCAUUAAUUAAUAAGAUGUUAAACCUUUUGCAACUCCUACAACUUGGAUAUCGGUUAUGUCUUAGGUGUUACAAGUUGAAUACAAGAUGUCAUGGUCAAAUAACUGGUGUAAAUAUCUUGUGUCUCUGCAUCGAUGUGAAAAUGUGAUUAGAUGCAUGUUUCGCAACAUCACUGGCUUUGAUGGUGGAAAGUUUCAACUUAGAAUUCUGGAAAGGGAUUCCUAUUUUAUGGA
This is a messenger RNA of Phoenix dactylifera (date palm), 1397 nucleotides long. Its product is annotated as copper ion binding protein. Gene Ontology annotation, cellular component: mitochondrial large ribosomal subunit; mitochondrial ribosome. NCBI's taxonomy places the organism in Eukaryota, Viridiplantae, Streptophyta, Magnoliopsida, Arecales, Arecaceae. The record is from RefSeq and is a predicted model, not a curated record.